AUGGAAAUAGAAAAUAUUAAAAAUUUGUACGCCAAAUCACAGGAAGAAAUAGAUCAGCGCACAAUUGAGCUGUACAAAUGGAUACAACAAAAGAACACAUGUCAGGAACCUUUAACUUAUGAAGAGCAAUUACUUAUAGAAGAGAAAACAGAAGAUCUAGAGUUUUCUAGUAUGAAAAUUGACACAAAAGAAGAGCA
Molecule: messenger RNA, 197 nt
Organism: Dentiscutata erythropus
Lineage: Eukaryota; Fungi; Glomeromycota; Glomeromycetes; Diversisporales; Gigasporaceae
Source: the annotation of a GenBank genome assembly